This is a messenger RNA of Nymphaea colorata (pocket water lily), 643 nucleotides long. RefSeq lists its product as uncharacterized. Bases 85 to 435 code for a protein of 116 amino acids. The transcript has a single exon. The record is from RefSeq and is a predicted model, not a curated record. NCBI's taxonomy places the organism in Eukaryota, Viridiplantae, Streptophyta, Magnoliopsida, Nymphaeales, Nymphaeaceae.
CUUCCACCUCCUCCAUCCCUCCAAGCUCACAUACCAUCUCCGUUAUAAGAAGAGGAAGAAACAAAGGAGUUCAGAGAAAGAUCGAUGAAGAUGGCCAAAUCAUCAACACCACCGUUCACGACUUGGUGCUUCUACAUGGCCAUGGUGGCCAUGACGAUGGCGUCUCUGUGUUGCUUGGAUUUGGAUUGUUAUCAUCAGAUCGAAGACGUAAGGAAUGACCUGAGGAUGUUGAUGCAUCAUGGUGGUCAUGCAAUGGGGCAUGGUCAUGGGUGCGAAGAGAUAUAUGUGGUGAGAGAAGGGGAGACGCUGAACACUAUCAGUGAGAAAUGCGGCGACCCUUUCAUCGUGGAGAACAACCCUCACAUUCAAGACCCAGAUGAUGUCUUCCCCGGCUUGAUCAUCAAGAUCGUUCCGAACUCCGGCAACGGCAGAUGAUGCGCGCGGCUGCGUGGAGCUUCCAGGAGCGACUUGUAACUCGAGCACAGACAGAAAAUUGCGAUGCAAGAAACGAAAUGUAUGCAGGCAGGAGCAGGAGGUCCAUCAGUUGGUCAUUAUAGUGUUCGUCAAUUCUUCUCUUUGAUGUUAUACUGUGAUGAUCUUGACUGAAAAGUAGAAACGUUCUUGUAUUGAAAACAAAAGAAUU